AUGGCCAAUGUGGAUGUCACCCAAACGCUUGAAGCUCUGAACGCCCUAGCUACAGCCCCUCCCUCCGACCCCGAGGUGCGCAAACAGCUCUACAAUGCCGCUCAGAAACUGGGCCUAGCCGUGGAGGCACCUUACGACACGGUUUAUAGAAUUAUCUACUCGCCCAUCCUCUUGACCGUCGCGCAGAUCGCGGGCAAUAUGCGUAUCUUCAAGACUCUGGUCGAAAAGGAUACACCCCUUAAUUCGGUAGAUCUGGCUGCUGCCGCCGGUGCGGACGUUACUUUGACCGGCCGUAUUGCAAGAUAUCUGGCAUCACAUGGCAUGAUCAAUGAGGUGGAUGAAGACUCUUUUGCCGCGAACCACAUCACGCAAACGCUGAGCAUCGAAGGGUUUCGCGCCGGCAUCAAACAUUAUAUGCAUGGCACCAUGCCCUCUCUGCAAGCUGCCCCGGAGUUCCUGGAGGAAACGCAGUAUGCGAAUCCCAGCGACAUGCUGCACACCCCGUUCCAAAGAGGCUUCCGCACCGAUCUGCCCCGAUUUGUCUGGUUCCAGAGCCAGCCCGACUUAUCCGCCAACUUUGGUGUGUGGAUGGGCGCUCAGCACGAUCGAAAGAUGACCUGGCUAGAUGUGAUCGACUUCCGAGAGCUCGCGCACGGCUCCACGCCCGAGACUCCUGUCUUUGUCGAUGUCGGCGGCGGCAUCGGCCACCAGUGCGCCCUACUAAGGAGCAGGUAUCCCGAUUUGGUCGGCCGGGUCAUCCUGCAGGACUCGACGACUGUCGUAGCUCGCGCCCUGCAGACGACCGGCGUGGAGAAGACCGCCCACGAUUUCUGGACCCCCCAGCCAGUCCACGCUGCUAGAGCGUACUACCUCCGCUACAUCAUGCACGACUACCCGGAUGAGAAGUGCCUGGUCAUCCUCCGCAACAUCAAGGCUGCCAUGGCGCCCGACUCGGUCCUCCUCAUCGACGACAUGAUCAUUCCGAACAAGGGCGCUCAUCCGAACGCUACCGACAGGGACAUCGCCAUGAUGGUCAACUUUGCCGCCAUGGAGCGCACGGAGAAGCAGUGGCGCGCACUGUUUGCGGCUGCGGGACUGAAACUUCGACGUGUUGCUACUUAUAAUCAGACGAGUGGGGAAAGUGUCCAAGUAGUAGGGAUUGAGGGUCAUUAG
Penicilliopsis zonata CBS 506.65 is the source of this 1173-nucleotide messenger RNA. RefSeq lists its product as hypothetical. The coding region runs from base 1 to 1173 and encodes 390 amino acids. Lineage: Eukaryota; Fungi; Ascomycota; Eurotiomycetes; Eurotiales; Aspergillaceae. The transcript is spliced from 4 exons. Gene Ontology annotation, molecular function: O-methyltransferase activity. The record is from RefSeq and is a predicted model, not a curated record.